GGCAGAGAUUGCUUUGAGAACUGUAAGAGGAAGAGGUGAUUCCAGAGGGCUCUUAGCAUCCCACCACACAAAUGGGGAACAGUGGUAGUUCCACAGUAGAUGAUCUGCAAGCUGUUGAGAUCCACCAUUGGUACAAAAAGUUUAUGACCGAGUGUCCAUCAGGACAGCUGACUGAGCAUGAAUUUAAACAGUUCUUUGGGCUUCGGGGGCUGGAUCCAGAGGCCAAUGAGUACAUCGAACAGAUGUUCCGCACUUUUGAUAUGAACAAGGAUGGGUAUAUCGAUUUCAUGGAGUAUGUGGCUGCACUCAGCCUCGUUCUCCGGGGAAAGAUGGAACAGAAAUUACGUUGGUACUUCAAGCUCUAUGAUGUGGAUGGUAAUGGCUGCAUUGACCGACAUGAACUGCUCAACAUCAUUAAGGCUAUUCGUGCUAUUAAUGGCUGUGACCAUGAAACUAGUGCGGAGGAGUUCACCAACCGAGUCUUCAAUAAGAUCGAUGUCAAUGGCGAUGGUGAGCUUUCACUGGAUGAGUUUGUGGAAGGAGCCAGGAAAGAUGAGGAGUUCAUGGAGGUGAUGAUGAAGAGCUUGGACCUGUCACACAUUGUGACCAUGAUCAAUAACCGGCGGCACAGUGUCUAGAGCCAUCUCGGAGAGAGAGCGGUGUGUGAAAGAGAGACUACAGAUGGGUGUGCAACUAGGUAAAGAAGUUGGGGGUGAGAAUAAAACAGAUAAUGUAUGUGGGUUGAGCGAGAUGUGGUUCUGUGUGUGUGUGUUUUCUUUUGCGUGUCUGUGUGUGCUUGAACACAUUCUGCAACUCAGACACAUACACACAACACUGGUUCAGCAAACUUGGACCCCUAUGAUGCUAUUUGAUUGGCCUUCUGGGCCAAAAGGACCAAGUGCACACCUUUCUCCCCUCCAUCUGCCCCAGAUUGCUCUGACAUGCCCAAUAACAUGGAGAGUGUCAAACCCAUGGGGUGGGGCAUAUGUUUGUGUCUGUGGCAAAAGCUUGGAGAAAAGUGAGGCUGGAAAGCCUCAGGGGAUUCAGCUUUUAUUAGCAUAGAAAUCUGUCAGCACAAAGCAACUCAUGCUUCACUUGACGUGGCAUUGGUGUGAGUGCACUAAUGGUCCUGAUAGCACUUCAUCCUCCCUUGGUUGGGUGAAGCGCACGUGUGCUGUAGGUUUGGCAGCCUGUCUGAACUGGCCCUGCUCACACAAAGCCAACUAGCUAGAAGAAACAAAUUAACCACUAAGUCUGUGGUUCCCCAAACUUUUUACUAAGGUGACUCAUCAACUGCAUUUUUAUCUUUUUUAUGACCCCCCCCCUUUACAUAUAUACACCCUCCUCCCUGAUACCUCCCUGCCUAGUAUAGUGGAGAGGUCGUGGGAGAAGCUGCUCUGUACUCAGCCCCACAAGAGUAGCUCCCAUCUCACAGAACUGGGCCUUUUUCCCGGCUCCAGGUGUUGCUACCUGGUGCACAGGGUCACAGUGCCACUCAGGUUUGGCCCAGCCACCCCUUUGUCAUGAAGGAGGAGAGACUACGCCAAAUUUGAGUGAGAGGCAUUGUGACCCCAUGCACCAGGUCACAACGCCCAGUAUGGGAGCUGGACCCACUCCAUGGGAUAGGAGAGACUGCACCAGGCCAGGACAAAUGUAUGUUUGCUUAGGGCCCCAUGACCUAUCUAGAACCUUCCCAUGACCCACUAGUGGGUUGGGACUCACCAUUUGAGGAGCACUGCCCAGUGGUGAUGGGUCCUGUUCCCCGCUGACUCCCAGGUACUGAACUGCAUUGGGCACCAUUAUUAGUGUUGUUUGCAGCUUUUGCCAGAACAUGGAAUUCUUCCAUCUGAUUAAAGGUGCAAAGUGCAGUCACACUGCAUGGUGGAAGGAUCUCCACCCAACUUGGAAAGCCAAAAGCAGUAUCCCAGUGAGAAGCCCUCUCUGUGGUCUUUGCACCUCUCUGUGCUCUUUGCACCUGAAGCCAUGGCUCUGGUAUCUCAGAGCCAGUUGCCUCUCUGUUUUGCAUAGGGACAGCCAGUAGAAUCAUGAAACCAUCCCUUUGUCACAUAUUCUCUGUUUUCUUUUCAAUGCAGCUAACAAAUAGUCUGGUUUCUGAUACUGUGGCUGCCUGGCUGAACCCAAUGCUGUACUUCAAACCAACACUGUUUGUAAACUGGUCUGCACCUUUGCUCAUGUGGGGUACUGGUACUGCUGGCAGAAAGCUGUGGGGUGGGGAGAGGCAAAGCUCAGCAAAUAAAUUAUGACUUGCACCAGAGUGCAUAUUCCCAGCUGCGGAUUUGUUGGCUGAACAGGGUGGAAGGGGAUUACUGCCACCGCCCCAACCUAACUCAAGUCCAGCUAAGUGUGACAGAGAGACUUAUAGACACACACCUUUCAUCAACCUCAUGAAAUUCCUAAGAAGACGAUUGUGGUUCACUGUGUUGGAUUUUGCUAAUCCAGUGAGAUCAAAGCACAAUUUCUAUGUCAAACUCUGCUGUACAUGAGUUUUCCUCUGCAAGGGACAUUUACUGCUUCCAUGUACAUUUUGGGGGCUGAGGUGGCUCCUAUGAAGAGAGGGAUGCUGCAGUUGUCCUUCUGGCUAGGUGCCAGUGGAACUCUGGGUAGAAUGCAGUGUCAAGAGUAUUUCUAGUGACACUGAGCCGUUGCUCCAGAGAAACUCAAGUGAUCUGUGACCCCUGCCGCUAUGCUGUGCAUAGGGAGGGAUGCACACCAGUGUCUGCUGCAUGGGGAAAAUCUAGUUUUUGCUUUAAUAGGACACUAAAGAAUUUUCUGUAUAUGCUGCCGAUGUUCAAGAGAAGUGACUAAAUAGUUACAGAUGCUUGUCGUGUCUUGUGCUGAGUAGCUCUACAUACUUUUGAGCAUAUAUAAUAUUCUUGGCAUGUGCUGAAACACAAAUACACCUGUAUAAUGCAGUCUCCAUAUUAAUUUUGGCUAUCUGUAAGUAUUUAGUUAUUUUUACACUAUUUAAGUCAGCUGACAUGUCCUUACACCCUGCACGUCACCCCUUUUCACAGCAUCCAUCACAGUCAAUGAAUGCUUUGCACUAACAAGGCAAUGGGCAAAACAUGGCUUUAGUGAGGUGCAGGAAGUUGGUGCUGUGUUUAGACUCAUUAGUCCUGUUCCUUUUUUUUGUUGGAGAAUUUUAUUGUUUGCCUGUUGUCUCUGUGGCCAGUCCAUCCUGUGACUGAUGGAGCCUGCAGGGCAUGUGCCUUUAUUAAGAAGUUUUGUUGUUUUGAAGGGAUGGGGAGGAUUUGUAAAUAGGAAGUUAUUUUUGGAAAUAUUUGGCUUUCUUUGUAUAGUUAAGAAUAAAAAAUUCUAUAAAUCCAA
This is a messenger RNA of Chelonia mydas (Green sea turtle), 3348 nucleotides long. Its product is annotated as guanylyl cyclase-activating protein 1. The transcript is spliced from 4 exons. Bases 72 to 638 code for a protein of 188 amino acids. The record is from RefSeq and is a predicted model, not a curated record. NCBI's taxonomy places the organism in Eukaryota, Metazoa, Chordata, Testudines, Cheloniidae. Gene Ontology annotation, molecular function: calcium ion binding; calcium sensitive guanylate cyclase activator activity.